This is a messenger RNA of Wallemia mellicola CBS 633.66, 867 nucleotides long. RefSeq lists its product as hypothetical. The record is from RefSeq and is a predicted model, not a curated record. The transcript is spliced from 3 exons. Bases 284 to 823 code for a protein of 179 amino acids. NCBI's taxonomy places the organism in Eukaryota, Fungi, Basidiomycota, Wallemiomycetes, Wallemiales, Wallemiaceae.
GCAAGCUCCAACUCCGAUCUAUCACCUUAAGCAUGAGCUGUGGGAUGAUGUAGAGGUCGAUAACUGGAGACAAUACUCCGAUGCGGAAAAGCAGCAAGUAGCUGCAGCAGUCAAGCGCAAAACAGGAAAGAUAAGCCAAUGCAUUGCUAGUACUGCCAAAGAGAAUGAGAAGACUAGUUCGACUACGACAUCGAAGAAGGCUGCUCCGGGGAAAACAAGGCAGAAUCUAUUGCGCGCAUCUCAAGGAAAGAAAAUUAGCAGGUCACCGUCGCCCGCUAAGGCAAUGCUCACUGCAAAAGACGCGAGCGGUACAAAAGAGAAGGAAAAAGAAAAAGAGAAAGAGAAAGAGAAAGAGAAGGAGCAACCAUCAACAAGUUCUAGAAGUCCGAGUGUUUUGUCAACACACUCCUCGUCAACCACUCUAAAGAAGAGUGCUUCUACCCAGUCAGCUAAGGAGUCAACGACAAAGCGUCUCAGAAAGGAAGACAGUACAACAAAAGCCAGACAACGCACUAAGGUGGAUUACACUUCUUCAGAAGAGUCUACACCACCACCACCCAAACCAAAGCUUAAAGGAUUGGACAAAAAACUCAAUGACGACGAAAACUAUAGAGAGCUUUAUCAGCAAUACUCAUCAGCGAUGAACACUUUGCAGAUUCAACAUGCACUCUAUAAAGGUGAACAUCAAGGUACGCAUCAAUAUCCAACAAUGCUACUCGGAGAAGGCGCGAUACAAGCACUAGUAAUUGGUGUAAAUCAAAUGCACAAUCAACUAAACGAAAUACGCAACAAGCAUAGUCAAUCACAUCCAAAUGGACAAUAAAAUUUUAUACCAUGUUCAAAUCAAAUAGUUUACAACAAAAUUUC